Molecule: messenger RNA, 1142 nt
Organism: Danio aesculapii
Lineage: Eukaryota; Metazoa; Chordata; Actinopteri; Cypriniformes; Danionidae
Gene: en2a
Product: engrailed homeobox 2a
Exons: 2
Coding region: 335-1132 (265 amino acids)
Biological process (GO): regulation of transcription by RNA polymerase II; neuron differentiation; multicellular organism development
Cellular component (GO): nucleus
Molecular function (GO): DNA-binding transcription factor activity, RNA polymerase II-specific; RNA polymerase II cis-regulatory region sequence-specific DNA binding
Source: RefSeq, a predicted model, not a curated record
GCCCCACUUCUCUGUCCUCAGAGUAGCCACUGAAGCCUCGCUGGUUGCACUGCGCAGAAAACCAAUAGCACCAAACUGGCAAGUUACGGUUCAUCAACCUUAAACUGCAAACAUUCUGUGUUUGAAAGGCGUAACUAUGUUUUUCCUUUGUGACCACGGUGCGCAAAGGCUUUUUACUGUCGCUAAAACUCACUGACAGUUUUUUGGCCGGUUUUGAUUUUUUUCCCCUGAAGUGAACAAAGUGGACGGAGUCGCCCGUGGAGUGGGGUGCGACUGCCAGAGUGCGGGAGAGCGAUAAAGGGUUAAGAACGGAAGGUGGAAAGUGCGUCUCAGCAUGGAUGAGAAUGAGCAGAGCGCAAGAGACGUGGAACAGCGAGGAGCGUCGGACGAGUCCAACAGUGCCAUACGACCCCUUCUGCAAGCUCCAGGAAACCUGCAGCUGCCCCACCGAAUCACAAACUUCUUCAUCGACAACAUCCUGCGACCAGAUUUUGGCCGUAAGAAAGAAGCAAAUAUCACGCGCUAUGAGGAUAAUCACGGCGCACGAGAGAAUCACAACCCUACGGGUCCUAGCACGGGACAGGUGGGAAGUACUGUACCGGUGGAAGGAGCUUCCACAACGAAUACGAGCAGCGAAGGAAAGGAGGCAGAGACAGAGAGCGAAGAACCCCUGAAGCCCCGCGGGGAGAAUGUGGAUCAGUGCUUGGGUUCAGAAUCGGAUAGUUCACAGAGCAAUUCAAACGGACAGACUGGUCAGGGUAUGCUGUGGCCCGCUUGGGUUUACUGCACACGCUACUCGGACAGGCCGUCGUCAGGUCCCAGGUCUCGUAAACCAAAGAAGAAAGCCGCAAGUAAAGAAGACAAACGACCACGCACGGCCUUCACGGCGGAGCAGCUUCAGAGACUCAAGGCCGAGUUCCAGACCAACCGCUACCUGACCGAGCAGCGGCGGCAGAGUCUGGCGCAGGAACUGGGCCUCAACGAAUCUCAGAUUAAAAUCUGGUUCCAAAACAAGCGGGCCAAAAUCAAAAAGGCCAGCGGCGUCAAGAACGGUCUGGCAAUACACCUGAUGGCACAGGGACUGUACAACCACAGCACCACGUCAAAGGAGGACAAAUCAGACAGUGACUGAGGCAGAGAGA